Angiostrongylus costaricensis is the source of this 993-nucleotide messenger RNA. The record is from the annotation of a GenBank genome assembly. Lineage: Eukaryota; Metazoa; Nematoda; Chromadorea; Rhabditida; Metastrongylidae.
AUGCUCCAUGCAUUCGACUUCAAGUAUCGUUUGGAGGUGAUUGAAUGCGUAUCUGGCCAUCACGAUGACUCGCGGUGGCCUGCCGAUCUAUUGAAGUGUUGUGCUUUUAGGCUUCAAGAAAUCCCACCUUCCACGGUGCUGGUCUUCUGUCAUAAAUGCGUCGACGUGUUUGCAGUGAAACACAAAUGUCCAUCAGAAAUUGUUUCCAGAGCACAACUUAGAGCUCCCACGAGGCUUUUAGCUGCGAAAGAAUCCCAGAGCGGUGAAGCACAAUUCUACUUUUCCGAUGAGUCCCUCAGCGUUCUUAAAAAUGUGGUUCGGCGAUCACAAAUUGAGGGUGUACUGUGUCUUGGAACACCUAGACUUUUCGAAGAAUUGAGACAGGAAACUGGGGAUCGUCGACUUUUUCUUCUUGAUUACGAUAAGAGAUUCGCUCAGUUUUUCCCUGCCCACCAGUUCGGUCAAUAUAGCAUGCUCGUUGACCAUUUCUACGAUGAAAGGUCUUCAGAAGAGCUUCACGGCUUUUUCGAGUGCUCAAGUGUUCUGCUUGUGUGUGACCCACCAUUUGGAGUAUUUCUGAAUCCUUUAAUGAGAACAUGUUCUGUUUCAACUGGUAUUUCCUUCGAUGUCAAAAAUCUAGAAGUUUUGGGUAACGUACUAGAAGAUUACAAAGAUUAUUGGAUGAGCGACUAUCGGAUAACUUACGAGAGCCACAGGCUAUUUUCAAAUGCGUCGAAAACCAUCGUCAGGUGCUUCACGAAUUUGAAAGCAGAUGUUUUCGACUUAUCAAAUGUUAAAGGUUACAAGUUUUGCGAGUUUUGUGAAAAGUACGUUUCAAGUACGAACAAACACUGCUUUAUGUGUUCAUCCUGUACAUCAAAGGUAUAUACGUACAAGCAUUGUGACCGGUGUAUGAGAUGCGUAAAAGUCAGUUACUACCACUGCAAGAAGUGCACACGUUGCCAUUUAAAAGGUCGUUUUGAUCACGACUGA